This is a messenger RNA of Emiliania huxleyi CCMP1516, 1479 nucleotides long. RefSeq names its product putative ATP-dependent protease Clp, ATPase subunit. Gene Ontology annotation, molecular function: ATP hydrolysis activity; ATP binding. The coding region runs from base 1 to 1479 and encodes 492 amino acids. The record is from RefSeq and is a predicted model, not a curated record. The transcript is spliced from 6 exons. Gene Ontology annotation, biological process: proteolysis; protein catabolic process. Gene Ontology annotation, cellular component: mitochondrial matrix. NCBI's taxonomy places the organism in Eukaryota, Haptophyta, Isochrysidales, Noelaerhabdaceae.
AUGCCAAGCGAUUGCGAGGGCAUUCCGGAGGUCGUUAUCGGCGCCAUCGACCGUGAUAUGGAGCUGCUGCCGCCGGGCAGGCGGGACGCCGCUGGCGGCACUCCCGAGGUCGCGGCGCGCGGCAUCCCCAGGCUCGCGAGGCGGCGCGCCAAUGCAUUCGGGCUGACUGCAGCAAAUCGCUUGGUCAAUCGCUUGCACCCUGCUGCGGUGCGUCCUAUCAGCUCGCUCCGCCAGAUUACCCGCCGCGAGCCGCGCUCAUACGGCCCAUCGAUGGGCUACGGCGCCAAGUACGCCGAGGUGGAGAAGCCGGGUGAGGAAGCUCGGCCGCGGCUAGCCGAGAUGCGGACCCGGGUGGAGGGCUUCUGCCUGACGCCACGAGAGGUCAAGGCGCACCUCGACCGCGUCGUCAUCGCGCAAGACGAGGCGAAGAAGGCGCUCGCCGUCGCAAUCUGCAACCACUACAACCACGUGCGCCGCUGCCUGGAGGACGCUACCCUGGCGGACAGGCACCACCUCAAGCCGAAUGUGCUCCUGCUCGGCCCCUCUGGCUCCGGCAAGACACACCUGAUGAGGGCGGCGGCGGAGCUGCUCGGCGUGCCCUUUGUGCGAGCGGACGCGACUCGCUUCUCGGCGACAGGAUACAUUGGCGCAGACGCGGAGGAAACUGUGCGCCAGCUGCUGCCUGCUGCGAAUGGCGAUCUCGCUCUGGCGGAGUUUGGUGUGGUCUACAUCGACGAGGUCGACAAACUGGCCCAGGGCCCGGGCGGCGGUGGGCAUGAACGGGGCGGCGUGAACACGCGAGAAGUACAGGCGUCGCUGCUAAAGCUCAUGGAAGACGGGGUUGUCCCCUUGACACCGGGCCCUGGCAGAGGCGCCGUGCGUGGCCCACCGGCACCGGCGGGCGGCCCAUCCGCAAGCCUGCGGACCCGGCACAUCCUGUUCGUCUUCUCGGGCGCCUUCUCCUCGUGCGAGUCUCCGCCCGUCAGCAGCGAGGAUUUUGUGCGGGCGGGCCUCUGCGCCGAGUUCAUAGGGCGCAUCCCGGUGCGCGUUGCGCUGCAGCAGCUGACGGACCACGACCUUCUGCGCGCGCGCGAUAACGUCGUCGAGCAGCUGCAGGCCGACUUUGGAGCGUAUGGGAUUGAGUUGCACCUGACGCGGGGAGCGUUGGAGGUGGUGGCAAGCCGCGCUGCCAGCCAGGGCACCGGCGCGCGAGGUUUGAUGACCAUCUUGGAGGCCGCGCUGCGCCCUUUUAAUUUCCAAUUGCCUUCCACGAGCAUCACGCGCCUCGAGGUGGACGACGCCAUGAUUCGAGAGCCGGAGAAGGCGCUCGCAAAGCUGAUGGCGAAGGAACUUUCCAUCCUUGGGCUCGCAACGACCGUGCCAGGCAUGGUCGGCGUCGAGGCCGGCAACGUCGUUGACAAGGACCUGGUGGAGGUGAGGGAGGCGACCGUGGAGGCCGACGAGGAUGCCAGAGCAUGA